Messenger RNA from Aspergillus calidoustus, 1053 nucleotides. NCBI's taxonomy places the organism in Eukaryota, Fungi, Ascomycota, Eurotiomycetes, Eurotiales, Aspergillaceae. The record is from the annotation of a GenBank genome assembly.
AUGGAGCCAAACAACCUACUGGGCGGAUUAGAUUUAGACAAUCCGAUGAGUGGAUUGGAUGCACGCAGCGAUGUCGAAUUCAAAGAGGGCCACUGCAUAGUCGCUGAAAUCAGACGAGAUUCUUCGAGUAAAUGCAGUAAAUAUGUCUCAGAAUCUAUUAGUCCUGUGGAAGUUGAUAAUUGGAUUGAGGCGAGUGGUAAAUUCGCCGACGGCUUAGAGGGCUCGCGGAGGGUGAGGUUGAUAUUUCCAUGCACAACGUCGACAGCUCUCGAUGAGAACGGCAAUUCUCCGCAGUUGAGUGAAGCGCUGGAGCUCGCUCUGAACCGGGAGCGAUUCACUCGGCUCACGCACCGGUACCAGUUCACCAGUGCCUUGGAGGCCUGGCGAUAUCGUUCUCUCUCCGGAUACAGUGUGCGCAAGGUUGAGUACGACAGCAGUGGAGCAGCUAAAUCCAUCACAUUUACCUUGUCAAUAAGACUUUCAGGUUCUUUCGCCUCGGCGUUCGCAAUCAAUCACAACUAUACAACAUGUACCACAGUCGUGCUCGCCCUGAGAGUCUGUCCAUACGAGCAGACCUUGCUACAGCAAACCUUGGAGCGACAUGCUAACCUAAUCGGACACCCACUCCUCGUCCCGACUACCCUAGGAGAGGUGUGCCUCGAAACACACAAGCAGUUCACACAGAAAAUCCUACACGAGCUUAGUAUCAUUGAGAAAACUACUGGUCAGCACGGGUGGCUCCAGAUCCCCGCCGUGGAUGCGUCAGCUCACGACAGCGAGCUUUCCAGGUUGGGACACGCAGUUAAGCAUUACAUAUCUGUCUCGAGACGGCGCGUGGACUCGAUCCAAUGUCAUCUAGACUGGAUCAUGCAGUGUAUAAACGACCCCAAAUUGCAUGAUUUCCAAACCCAGGCUCAAUUCGAAGAGUGGAUUGGGAAUAUUGAGCUUAUGCUCAAGUUCCGCCAGGCCGACGUGACGUAUAGCGAGCGGCGAGCCGAUAAUCAGAUCACGGCAGUGCGACACCCAAUAAUCCAUGAAUGUGCCCAAGAAUGA